Knipowitschia caucasica is the source of this 1725-nucleotide messenger RNA. NCBI's taxonomy places the organism in Eukaryota, Metazoa, Chordata, Actinopteri, Gobiiformes, Gobiidae. The record is from the annotation of a GenBank genome assembly.
AUGAUGAUGGACAACGCAAAUAAAAGACUGGAUAGCAUAGAGAAAGACUUGCAUGAAGUCAAGUUACACCUGUGUGUGGAGGGGGCGUGGAAAGGUGAUCUGUGGGUGGGCUGGGGCGCCAGCGGGCGGGGGGGGGGGGGGGGGGGGGGGGGGGGGGGGGGGGGGGGGGGGGGGGCAGCUCGCCUCAGCUCGCCUCAACUCGUCUCCAUGGCAACCGUAUCCUACCGCUCGUCUCGUUCCGUGCGCUCCUCAGGCGGCUCGCUGUUAGGCUCCGCUUCCUCCAUGUUGCGCUCCUCCGGGAGCGUGUAUGGAGGUGCAGGAGGCUCUGGGAUCCGCAUCUCCUCCGUGAGUGGAGGAAUGUCUGCAGGAGCCAUGAACUUCACCAGUGCAGGAGGCGAUGACAACCUGAUUGGUAAUGAGAAGUUCCAGAUGCAGUCCCUGAACAACCGGCUGGCCACGUACCUGAGCAAAGUCAAUGCUCUGGAGAAAUCCAACAAUGAACUUGAGCUGAAGAUCCGCCAAUACAUUGAGAGCCGAGUGGGACCCCAGACCCGGGACUAUGCUGCCCACUACCUGACCAUCAGCGACAUCACCGCAAAGAUCCAAGACGCCAUCCGUGUCAACGGCGGCGUGCACCUGUGCAUUGACAACGCCCGGCUCGCUGCGGAUGACUUCAAGAUGAAGUACGAGAACGAGCUGAACAUGCGUCAGUCUGUGGAGGCCGACAUCACAGGGUUAAAGAGGGUCCUGGACGAGCUCACCAUGACACGCUCAGACCUGGAGAUGCAGAUUGAAGGACUGAGGGAGGAACUCAUCUUCCUCAAGAAGAACCAUGAGGAGGAGCUGCUGGCCAUGCGCUCCCAGAUGAGUGGUCAGGUCCAUGUGGAGGUGGACGCUGCGCCUCAGGAGGACCUCAACAAAGUCAUGUCUGAGAUCAGAGAACACUACGAGGCUGUGGCAGCAAAGAACCAGAGGGACCUGGAGGGCUGGUUCAAUGCCAAGACGGAGGCGCUGAACAAAGAGGUGGUCACACAGACGGUCACUCUGCAGACGACGAGGUCAGAGGUCACCGAGACCAAACGCACCCUGCAGAGUCUGGAGAUAGAAUUACAGUCUAUGCUCAGUAUGAAAUCGUCGUUGGAGAUGACACUUUCUGAGACACAGAACAGAUACUCCAUGCAGCUCAAUGGAUACCAAAACCAGGUGUCCUCUCUGGAGGAGCAGCUCGUAGCCUUGCGCGGGGACCUGGAGCGACAGGGACAGGAGUACAGCGCUCUGCUAGACAUCAAGACCCGACUGGAGAUGGAGAUCGCUGAAUACCGCCGCCUGCUGGAGGGAGAGAGCCUCACCUCCACCUCCACCACCACCACAAAAACACGUGUGGUUACGGUCGUUGAAGAAGUGGUGGAUGGGCGUAUCGUCUCCAGCUCCUCCUCUUCUACACGAAAGCACCAGCAGCAGCUCCUGUUGUACUACCAGAGCCCGCUGGUGGAGACCACCUGGACCCACCUGAGCCACUUGCUGAGGGGCCAGCUUGUGAGGAGGCUGAUCCGGCUGCUGGCCCACCCACCGCCUGCUGUGCCUAAGGGACCCGAGGAGCCAAUGCUCCAGCAGCCUCAACGAGAGAAACACCCGCUGAGCCGAAUGACCUUCGACAAUCUGGGAACACCGUCCUGCUAUAGCACCCAGCCACGCCACAACUGGUUCCAGUGUAUCCAGGUCUGA